Monomorium pharaonis (pharaoh ant) is the source of this 1638-nucleotide messenger RNA. RefSeq lists its product as uncharacterized. The transcript is spliced from 2 exons. The record is from RefSeq and is a predicted model, not a curated record. Bases 1186 to 1515 code for a protein of 109 amino acids. NCBI's taxonomy places the organism in Eukaryota, Metazoa, Arthropoda, Insecta, Hymenoptera, Formicidae.
UAAUUAGUUAAGAAAAAUGAGAGAUAUAUAUAUUUUUUACAGGAAUGUGUAUAUCAGUUUUAUCAUCACGUCCUUUUAAAACCAACGAGUAUCGAAAAAAACAUCACACGUAGCAUUCGUCUGCCAAUAAUUCGACUUUUUUCUGUGUAUAAUAAUUGUAGAAAUUAUUCUCGAGACAACCAGAAACUAAAUUUGCUGAGAGAGAAAGAUUGGUGAGUUUAUGAAAUGUGCUGAAGAAGAAAAAGUAUGAAUAUUGUGGAAAAGCAAGGAAAUAUUCUCCAAAUUCCAUAAUUAUAUAAUUUGUCCGUAUCUAACGGUAACAACGUGGAGCAAAGAUCGCAUAAAUUGUCGUCGAAGCAAUUGGGAGCAACGGGCGGAGCAUCGAUCACAACGACGACGACGACGACGUCGCAACGUAACGGGGUGAGCGCAAAUGACGAUCCUUUCGUUUCGGAAUCUCAUAUUAACGGCGAUGAGGCGCAGUUCAGAUUCGAGGGAGAUCCGCGCGGAUAAGGAAGGCCGCGCGGAGUCUUUGUGAUGCAAAGAAGCCGUAAAAGCGGGGAGCACUCGUCGAGACGCGCGAAAGGAGGAAGACCCUUCUUUUUUCCUCAUUAAUUAAAUGAUUCCCGCCCACGUCGGGGAAACGUCGAAUGCCAUCCUUAACGAACGCUUCUCUCGGGCGGCGACGCCCGGGCAGCUUCUGGAUUCAUUAAGUCGCCAUUUUGGCAGUCAGCCUCGCGAAUUUUCCGCCUUCGCUUGCGAUUGUGCGAGCGCGAGCGCGCGCGCGCGCGCCACCCUUCUCUCCUUCAUCCUUAUCGGCGAUUGUGUUGCCUCCUCCGCGCCGUCGUAACCUUCGGAUUCAAUGAAUAAACUUUAAAUAUUCCCGUCGUGACCUUCCAUAAAUCAAUGCGGCCGAAUAGCGACAUGCAAGCGUUUCUCACUUCCGGCUAACGGCGGCGUCGGCGGCGCGCGUUUACGCCGCACUUAUCGCGAUAUGUAUCACGUAUAAACAACGAAUCCCUCCCGAGUCUUCUGUCGCGUCAGCAGCGGGAAAAGUGUUGAAGAGGGAAAAAAAAAUCGCAAACGCGGAAAUCUAGCUCGUCCAAGGCUGUCUGUGAUCGGGCGGUGGGGGCGAACACAAUGAGACGUUCGCGGCGAUGAUCCCGGAGACACGUAUCUAUAUAAAUGGAUCGAUUUCCCCGUAGCUACAAUUGCAGUCCCGAUCGGUGUCAUCCUGUGUGUCGUUCGCUAACGGAUAAAGCUGCUAAAACGCUUAACAUGUUUAAACUGAUCCUGAUGGCUAUCGCCUUGGUGGUGGCGGCGGUCACGGGCGCACCGAUGCCGGAACCGGAACCGGCGCCGACGCCGGCACCCGGGCCCCUGCCGCCGCCGCUGAUCGCUCCUUACCCGGUGGUCUACACGGCGCCCUACGUGAAGGUCUACCCGUAUCACCCGAUUCCCUUGGCGUACUACAACAGCUACAAGUGGAUCCCGGGCUCAGCGUACACUUUCUAACAUCGAUUUCGGCUGUCCCGGGUCCCAUAUACCCGGGAUAUGACGCGACGAUCACCGCAACGCGCCAAAUGAUUCUGUAUCGUGGAACGUCUCCGUGGAAAUAAAAUAUUCUAUUGUCGCAAA